AUGACCGAGUGGGACCUUGGUCCGCAUGCCCAGGAUCUGUUCGAUUCGGUCUUCAACUACUUCCCUAUUACAUUCAAGCCGCCACCAGGUGACCCUUACGGUAUCACUGCACAGGAUCUCAAAGGACGCCUUCAGGACUGCAUUUCCGCAUCCUCGGACUUCGCUCCGUACUCGUUCCCGGCCCUUCUCGAUAAGCUUGAUUCUAGCUCUAUCAAUACUAAGCGCGAUGUUCUAGCUGCUAUCAAGGGUUGCGUAGUCAACUACGAGCCCACUACCAUUUCUUUGUACUCGGUCACACUUUGGGACUCGCUCAAGUUUGAGAUUCUGAACGUCGAAGAGGAAGACUUGGCACAGGAAGCGCUCGCUAUUCUCGCUGCAAUCGCCAACCAAUUGAGCCAGGUUCAAGAGGGCGCACUCACCGCGUAUCUCAAACCAGUCAUCAAAGAGUGCAACGAACAUCUCGAAGAUGCGCCUACCAAACAAUCUCAGGCCGCUGGUCGCAUCAUCAACAGCAUUGCAAAGACCUCUCCAGAACUUGCCAACACAAUGACAAAGGCUAUCCUUCCUCACUUGUUCGAGCUAUUCCAGUCAUCCGAGUCAAUUGCCAAGCGACGUGGUCUCAUCGAAGUCCUCAAUUCGUUGAUUAGCGCGACCAAGGAUGUCUCGGAUCAGUGGAAGAUCUACAAUGCGGAAGGCGUCCUCGUGGCAGAUCGUGCUGAUGAGAGUGCGUUACGCGAUUGGAGCGCGGAAUCUCUCGAAGCCAUGCUCAGAGCUGUUGUCAACGCUCCCAAGUCUGAAGUAUCAUUCCGUCUUUUUGCGAUCGCAGGUCUCAUUGGUAUGGUCAAGAUUCCAAAGUUGUUAGCCGAUAGCGACGUGUCGCGCAUCAUUGAAUCAUUCACGGAUAUUAUCAUCCAAGAACGCUCCGCUGCAAACUCCGAGGUCGAGGGAGCGGCUAUUAGUGGGUUGGCCGUGGCCGCUCAUCAAAGCCCAAUCGUUACAUCGGAGAAGGCUCUACCCACAUUCCUUGCUGAGCUACCAGACAACCCCACUUCGGGCUCGGGGUACGAGAAAGUGCUUGAGGCAUUCACCAAGCUUAGUACAGAGACACAGGUCUUCGACACGAUUGUUCUGCGUCUGAAGAACAAGCUUCAGGCUGCUCUACACCAACAGGCCAACAUCACUUACGUCCACGCGCUUCUCAUGGCUAUUCUCUUUGCUUUCUCCAAUGGAUCACCAGGAACUGAAGAUGGAGUCAUCAAAUUUUCGUAUUUCUCAGACAUUGCAAAGCCACUUCUAGACCAAGCCCUGGGUCUCUUAGAAAGCGAUUCGCGCUCACUAAGCGACCACACAAGUACCGACAUCAUUGGCCGUAUUAGCAACAUCAUUCUCAAAUCACAAACAAUGCAUCUGCAGAAUCAAGUGUUGGCGGAGUAUGAGUCCUCUUUUAGCUCUUUCGGAGAGGACGCAUCCGAUGCCUACUCGAAAGCUGCCGUCAUCGCUUCGUUACAUCUCAACGCUGCUUUCCAGCGUGAGACUAUGACUCCCGAAUCAGCUACAAACCUUCUCGGAUCUCUGGCUCGUACCGCAAACAAUUCAUCAACGUUGCCAAACGUGCAACUCUCGGCUCUUCGACAGACUGCUUUAGUAAUAAACAAGUUCGUACCCCCAGCAGAUCUAGAGCAAUCUUUGAUCAGCACUUCUACGGACGUAGCAUCUCUGCUUGGAAAAAAUCGUUCUUCUGAAUCGAUAAUCUUGGCCUUCUCUGUUGCAAAGGGCUUGUUGAUCCAGGGCAAGAGUAACAAAUACACAACAGCUUAUCUUCAAAGCUUGUUGGAACUAUUAUCGGAUCCCACAUUCGGAAGCGUUGCAGCCCGCGGCUUCGUCACGAUCCUCGCACCUGACGACAUCUUGUCCAAAGAGAACCACUGCUACAUUUCUGGCCUUUACAAACAGAAAUCGUUCAAUCAGACAGUGCCUGCCAUCUCGGCCUCGAGCAAAACCGCCGAACCGGCCGUAAAACCAAACUACCUUGUCGCGUUAUCUGGAAUACUCAGAUGGUUGCCCUACGCAAUCAUCGAGAACUCNUUGUCAACACUCGUACCGCUUCUACUGCAAUCUCUCGAUCUGCAAGAUCAAGCCCAUCAAGAUGUCAAAUCCGCAACCCUAGCCUCCGUGGAAACCAUCAUUACGCAAAACGCAUCAGCACUCUUCGAGCACGCUUCGUCGUUGAUCUCGCGUCUGCUUGCAUGUACCGCAGCCCCAGAAAACACACCGCAGGUUCGUAAGGCUGCUCUGCGCUGCUUGACACACCUCCCAACUCAGUUCAAGAGGGAGGCGGUGGUUCCGUAUAGAAGACAGGUUGUUAAGCGGUUGAUGGGCUGUCUCGACGAUGGAAAGCGAGCUGUGCGCACCGAGGCCGUGCGUUGCAGAACUGCUUGGCUCAGCCUUGACCAAGAGGAUUCGGAUGAGGAGUAG
Molecule: messenger RNA, 2475 nt
Organism: Aureobasidium uvarum
Lineage: Eukaryota; Fungi; Ascomycota; Dothideomycetes; Dothideales; Saccotheciaceae
Source: the annotation of a GenBank genome assembly